This is a messenger RNA of Paralichthys olivaceus (Japanese flounder), 2370 nucleotides long. It is a transcript of the gene dennd10, whose product is annotated as DENN domain containing 10. Gene Ontology annotation, cellular component: late endosome. NCBI's taxonomy places the organism in Eukaryota, Metazoa, Chordata, Actinopteri, Pleuronectiformes, Paralichthyidae. The record is from RefSeq and is a predicted model, not a curated record. Gene Ontology annotation, biological process: regulation of early endosome to late endosome transport; protein transport. Gene Ontology annotation, molecular function: small GTPase binding; guanyl-nucleotide exchange factor activity.
CUGGAGAAACGCCCGCUGUGAUUGGCUGUGAGCGGCGUGUCGCUUCCUCACGCGCCACUCUCCGGUCCCGGAAGCAGGAAGAGGUUUCACAGAGGGAAGAGAAAGUGUGUUGACAUCGGAAACAAGCUCCAAGUGUCAGAGACAGUUUGAACUCUUGUCUGUCCUCCACUGUCCUCCUCUGUCCUCCACUGUCCUCCUCUGUCCUCCUCUGUCCCGGGUCGUGUGUUGGUGUCUGGACUCAGCAGGAGCCCUCAAGGGAUGGAACAUGGCAGCAUCUGAAACACAGCUUAUGUUAAGCGUCGGGUUGAUCGAGAAAGAUGUGAAUGGAGACACACUGUGGGUGUGGUGCUUCCCCUCCGUGGACUCAGACGUGAGACAGAUCCUGCUCAGUAAGUGCUGUCUGACGCAGCAGGGCCGCGACUUCCACACCUUUGUGUUUGGUCAGUUCUGUCGUAUGUGGUACUACAUCACCACAGUGGAGGUGCAGGAGCCCACAGCACUAAAAAAGGUCACUCAUUUUUCCAUAGUUGUUACAGCAAAAGACUUCAACCCUGAGAAGUACGCUGCUCUCAGUAGAAUCCUCUGCAGGAUGUACAUCAAGUAUGGCAGCCCAGUGAAGAUGAUGGAGGCGUACCUCACUGUUCUCACUAAAGGAAUCUGUCAGAGUGAUGAAAAUGGCUCGUUUCUUAUUAAGGACUACGACGUGCGGAAGGCGUACCUGGCUGGUUCAAUCAAAGAUGUGGUGUCUCAGUUUGGUAUGGAGACUAUCAUCCUGUAUACCGCUCUCAUGCUGAAGAAGAGGAUCGUCAUCCAUCACCCUCGUAUUGAAGCGCUGUUGGAGUUUACAAGAGUUCUGCCGGCUCUGACGUGGCACAGGAAAGACUGGUCCAUCCUGCACCCGUACGUGCACCUGACCGAUACCGAGCUGGAGGAUUUAAAGAAAUGUCCCGGUUAUGUUGCAGGAUUUGUGGAUCCGGAAGUGAGCAACAGAUCGGACUUGUUUGACGUGUACGUGAACCUCCCUGACAGCGUCAUCACAGUUUCCCAGAAUGCCAAAGAGGCCAUGGCUAUGGGGAAGUUACACAAGGAGGUUGGUCUCCUCAUCGUCCAGUCAGCGGAGGACGCUGAGAGGUCAGACAGUCAGGUGAUCAAGGACAUCUCUGUGAAGACCAAAGAGAUCCUCGCAAACCUGGUCGCCCUGGCAGACGAGGGUGAAGACUCUAAAAUCACGCUGGAGGGUUUGAAGCAGCAUCACUUUCCUCCAGCAACAGAGAACUUCCUUUUUCAUUUGGCAGCUGCUGAGCAACUCUUACGGAUAUAAACCUGUUUUCAGACGCUGCAGAAUCACGUUACUCUUCAGCUUUGACUCCAGCUCGAAUCUUUUGUACAUGUUGGGAUAAAUACUGUUUUCUAAAAGGCUUGUUCAGACUCCUGCCGUUAUCACGAGAGUUUGCACAAGAUGUUUAUCACAGUUACCUUUAUGUGAGGUAGGAAAGUGUCGCUAGCAUCACAUUUUUACUCGCAAUGUUGCUAAUACGAGACACGACUCAACAUUCUUCUAAAAAUGUUUUAUUUUCUUCCUGCCAACAAAUCCCAUGAAAUGAGAGAAUCAAGAUCUUCACAGUGUGAUUCUAUCUUAUUGAUUGUCGAUGACAAACUAUUAGAACAAAUGAACGAGCCACACUGGGUGAAAACCACAGUGACCAGAUGUUCUAAGAAGUUUAACUCAAAUUGAAUUGUUUUUAAAGGAAUCAUGACAUUUCAGUGUGUCGAAGUCGUUUCUUACGUAAAGUUGAUUCAGGUCUUUUCAUGGUAUUUGUUGAUUUAGAGAUAAAUAUAAGAUAAUGACAGUUUUAUCAUUUUAACAUUAGUAGUGAUGGACAAUCAGGAGCCACAGUAUUUGUCUCAAAUGUUCUGGUGACACAAAUAAGUGUGUGGUAGUUCUUCAGCCAGUACAUCGAUAGAGCUGUCCAGAUGUUUGCUACCACAGUGCACAUCUGUACUCCCAAACAUCACACUUCUUGUUGACUGUAGUGUCACAACUGAAAUAGAAGCAGAUUGUGUUAUGAGGCUUUUUCAAACAGUGUUUUCUAAAAUAGAAAGAUUUUACAGUGAUUUCUAUCACACUGUUUGUCUGUUCACAUUUUUAUUUUUAAAUUAAUUCAUUACAGAUGUUGUCUUACUGUUGACAUCAACAUUUUCUUCCAUGUUGCCAAAAUCAUGAUUUUUGUGCCUCAGUAUUUCAGAUAGGACACAGAGUGCAAUUCAUAGAAAAGCUUAUGUAAGUUUGAAAACUAAAUGUAUUUUCAUGAGCUGGUGAAACAUUUACUAUCGAUUAAAAACAUUGAACAUUCUAACUAAAUACAUCUA